This is a messenger RNA of Strongyloides ratti, 1494 nucleotides long. RefSeq names its product Alternative protein ASNSD1. Gene Ontology annotation, molecular function: asparagine synthase (glutamine-hydrolyzing) activity. Lineage: Eukaryota; Metazoa; Nematoda; Chromadorea; Rhabditida; Strongyloididae. The coding region runs from base 1 to 1494 and encodes 497 amino acids. The transcript is spliced from 3 exons. The record is from RefSeq and is a predicted model, not a curated record.
AUGGUUUCAUUUAUUAUUAAACAUAAAAAUGAAACUUUUAUUAAUUCAUUGAAUGAGCCAAUAUUAAUUAUACCAGAGUUGAAUAACUUUGAUGUUAAAAAUAAAAUUGAACUAUUGAAGGGGCAAUGUUUAUCAAAUGUUAUUAAAUUGGUUGAUUCAUGGGAUCAUGGUUAUACUUUUGUUAUGGAAAAAGAUGAUGGUAAAGGAUUUAUUAUUGGUAAGGAUCCAAUUGGCCGAUAUUCAUUACUUAUGUCUUUUAAGACUAAGCAUACAAUUACAGUAGCAACUUCUAUCAAGGAAGAUGACGAUGGAUCAUAUAUUGAAAUUCCAUCAGGAACAAUCAUGGAGAUAAAUUUGAAUAAUGAUGAAAAUAAAUUUCAUAUAAAAUGUUUAAGUUUAAUAGAUUUUAAAUAUAUAAAUUCAGUGUGGACAAAAGAUAUAUUAAAUAGUCAAUUCAUACAACCUCCAAAUGUUAAAAAAUUUAAUAUAUCCAAGGAUUGUGUAUAUGAUGAAGAACUUGAAGGAAUGUAUGCUGAUAAAAUUGGACAAACUUUACAUAAAGUUUACGAGGAUUAUCAGAUAUAUAAAGAGAAAUCUAUUACAAUUAUGUUUUCAGGUGGUAUUGAUAGUGUUGCUAUUUCAUAUACAGUUUUACAAAAUCUUCCCAUUGAAACACCUUUAUUUUUGAUCAAUGUAGGGGUAUUAAAUGACAAAAAUGUUGUCUCAACUCCAGAUAGAGAAAGAUCUAUAAGAGCUUAUAGGGAAUUUAAAGAAAAAUUUCCAAAAAAUAAAAUUAUCUUUGUUUGUUGUGAUUUAUCUAGAGAUGAAAUUGAAAAAGCUAAAGUUAAUUUCAUUCACAAAGCUUGUAGACCAAAGUUAACAAAAAUGGAUGAAAGUAUUGCUUUAGUUCAACAUUUUGCAUUCUUAGGUAAAGGAUAUAAUUUAGAGGAUGGUUCAGAAAUUUAUUGCAAUAGUAAUCUAUUUCUUAAUGGUUCUGGAGCUGAUGAAAUAUUUGGUGGUUAUAUGAAACAUCGACAAUGUUACAACAAUACAAAUAACUACGAUGAAAUUGCAUUUUGUUUACAGAAAGAAUUAUUUUAUUUGGGGGAAAGGAAUCAUGGAAGAGAUUCACGUGUUAUUGACGCAACUAGGAAUUAUUUAAAUUGUCUUGAUCGUAAAAUUCUAAGUCCAUUUUUGACAAAUCAAUUUAUUUAUUUUGCUUUACCUAUUCCGAUUAAUAUGAAAUCAAAUUUUCAAAAACCUCGAGGUGAAGGUGAAAAAUCUAUUUUAAGAGUAUACUUAAAAAGGCAAGGAUUAUCAAAAGAGAUUUUCAGUCAACCUAAACAAGCUAUGCAAUUUGGAUCAAAAAUUGGAUAUUAUGAAGAUUCAGGAGUAAAGGGUACAGAUUUAAUUUCUUGUUCCUUUAGUGAUUAUGAUUUAUUGGCACAAGAUUAUAUAAUAAAAGCUAUAGAAGAAAAAUGGGUUAUAGUUUAA